Molecule: messenger RNA, 1512 nt
Organism: Mytilus trossulus (common blue mussel)
Lineage: Eukaryota; Metazoa; Mollusca; Bivalvia; Mytilida; Mytilidae
Exons: 2
Coding region: 1-1512 (503 amino acids)
Source: RefSeq, a predicted model, not a curated record
AUGAAAGACACACAGCAAGCAUUAGCAAAGUAUGGAAACUUAAGGCUUCACAAGUUCGCCUCUAAUUGUGCAGAAGUUAUGUCUGCGUUUCAUGCCAAAAACAAACUGAUCACUCGGAGAGGAAUUUUAUCGACGAUAAACAGUCUCUACGAUCCUCUGGGAUUUUUGGCUACGGUGAUUAUACAAGGAAAACUCCUAUCAAGGAAAAUAGUAUCAGAAACCGUCGAAUGGGACCAACCUCUCUAUAAUGACACAGCAGCUGAGUGGAAAUCUUGGAUAUAUACUCUAAUUGCUAUAGAAACAUUGCGCAUUCCACGUACCUACGUGCCGUAUUUCAGCAAAACCGCCACAAAGGAGUUACAUGUCUUCUCUGAUGCAUCAGAAAAAUCUAUAGCGGCUUUUGCAUAUCUACGCACAACCGAUAGUAGUGGUGAACCAAACAUUGGGUUUAUUCUUGGGAAAGCUAAAGUUGUACCAACAAGUGGUCAUACUAUUCCACGACUUGAACUAUCUGCUGCCGUAUUAGCAGUUGAGAUCACGCAAACCAUUGUGGAUAACUUAGAUUUACACAUAGACAACGUGAAAUUCUACACAGACAAUAAAGUUGUCUUAGGUUACAUCAGUAACGAGACAAGAAGGUUCUUUAUCUAUGUCGCUAAUAGAGUAGAGAAGAUUAGGAAAUUUAGCUCUCCAAAUCAAUGGAAUUAUGUACCAACUAGCCGUAAUCCCACAGAUUCGGGAACGAGGUCCGUACCUGCUCACGAAAUCCAUAGCAGUAAAUGGUUAUUAGGACCAAGACAACUUCUUUUCUCAGAACAGAAAAAUUCUGAGAACAUGUAUCAGCUAAUAGACCCAGAAGAAGAUGGAGAAACACGUGCAACUGUUACUGUUGCAAAAACAUUUGCCACACCUGAGCGUCAAGGUAUCGGAACUGAUAGAUUCAACAGAUUCUCAAACUGGACAUCACUUGUUCGAGCGAUAGCCUUUUUAGAACGUUUCUCCCGUUUACACGGGUCAAAACAGGCAGCACCAGUGACUUCUUCUGAAGGCUUUUCGAAUGCCGAAAAUUUCAUCUUAAUAUCUGCUCAAUAUGAAGUUUACGGAGAUGAAAUAGAUUGCAUUAAACGCCAGGAACAAAUUCAUAAGCGGAGCCCGAUAACUAACCUUAAUCCGUUUUUGGACGAACGAGGACUGUUACGAGUAGGAGGCCGUAUUGCCAAAUAUGACUUAAACCUCCGUCAAAAAAAAACAUUAAUCGUCCCUGGACGCCAUCAUAUAGCGAUAUUAUUAGUCCGACACUACCAUGACAAGAUAAAACAUCAAGGUCGCCACUUUACAGAUGGAGCGAUUCGUUCCGCAGGAUUCUGGAUCGUCGGAGCUAAACGCUUGAUCUUUUCUCUCAUUCACAAAUGUGUGACUUGCCGCAAACUAAGAGGAAAAACUGAGUGUCAAAUCAUGUCUGAUGUGCCAGAGGACCGUCUUGAACCGUCACCUCCGUUUACCAACGUUUGA